AUGGAUGACAGGCAGAUUUUCAGAGGGGUGACUGGAGACAGGAAGGAAGAAGACGACGAGAUACUGACGUCCCAGUACUCACAAACCGCGGCCUCAGAGUCAGACGCUGAAGCUGCGGAUCGAACGGAGGCGACCGCUGUGGAACAUGAUGUGCAGAUUCACUUCAAGAGUGGAUCCACCACAGCUGUGUACAUCUGCACCUCGUGUUCUGUGGAGCGACGCCAGCCGAAACCUUUACAUUCCCUGCUGCCGCCCUUCACGGAGAUCCGCAAACUCCCUGAUGUGAGCCAAACACUCACCAAAACCAGAGUACAAGACAGCCUGGGAACCUCGUCUGCUCACACCGAGGCAGGUGGAAGUGGCCACCGAGUUUUAUAUUUGAUCAAAUGUUGGUGGCUCAAUUUGCACCGUUCCCCUUUGGCUCGCGUCUCAUUUUUAACUUUGUCUUCCUCAUCUCGAGACCUGUGUGCCGCCAUCCUGCUGGGCUGCCUUUUCUGCCGGCCCGUGGACUGUCUAACGGAGACCUUCCGAGGGUGCACCGUGUGCUUCUGCUCGCUGUGCUCGUCGCUGUUCGGCUGCGAGCCCGGCGCCCUGCGGCCUCUGCUGGAGCUCACGCGGCCCUGCGGCCCGUGCGCCGGCGCGCGCCGCUUCCUCUGCGACUGCGCCGGCUGCGACGUCUGCCUCCCGGCCACGGAGUGCCUGGACCUCGCCAUGGAGAUCUCUCAAAUGCUCUACCACUGACGCGUCGCGUCGAAACAGGAGACGGACACGAGUCGCAGAAAGUCGUUUAUUUGUUAACGUUUUUAACAAAAGCCAAAUUACCGGGAGGGGGACAACACGCACGUGUUUGUGUUUAACAGUCAGUUUUAACUCUCACACACACACACCAGAGGAGAACAUGUGGUAGAUAAUAGUUGCAUAUAUGCAAAAAAAAAAAAAAAAAAAA
Molecule: messenger RNA, 946 nt
Organism: Xiphophorus hellerii (green swordtail)
Lineage: Eukaryota; Metazoa; Chordata; Actinopteri; Cyprinodontiformes; Poeciliidae
Exons: 3
Coding region: 1-741 (246 amino acids)
Source: RefSeq, a predicted model, not a curated record